AGGCUCAGUAUUCUGUUAGGACGCCACUGGGGUUUAGACUUACUUGAGGAUUGUGUAUCUGUGACGGAUAGGACGAGAUAAUCAUUGACCGGCUGUCUUCAUUUGCACUGCCUGUCUACAACUGCGUAUAAGUUUUUCAGCCCACUCAUAGGCAGGCACCCAGUCAUGUAGAGAGCAGCGCGUGGAGGACACCCAGAUCACUUUCAGCACUUUCUACACAAAGAGACACCCCACCACUCUUCGGGCUGGACUGCACAGUGACAGCAGCCCGCCCCCCGCGUCCCCCAGCCAUGUCGUCACGCAUCGGCCUGCGCCUGCAGCUCAUGCGGGACCAAAUGCAGCAGGAGGAGCAGCGGGAGCGGCAGCAACAGCAGGCAGCAUCCAUGCAUUACAUGCAGCAACGCAUGCCAGGCCCACCAACACCCUCGCCAGCCAUCAGCGCACCAACACACUUCCAGGCACCCAUGCAGGUGCCUGUCGAAGUAUUAAAGGUACAGACUCAUCUUGAGAACCCCACAGACUACCACAUUCGACAGUCUCAGCGGCAGCAGGUCAAGGAGUACCUGUCCACCACGUACGCCACCAAGCAGGCUGUACAUGCAGUCACAAGCUUGGUACAGCCCUCUCCGCCCACCAUGCCCCAGGCUCAGACAGGAACCGUCCCACCACCCAUGCCCUCUCCAUGCAUGCGCACCGAUCAGCUCAUGACCUCUGCUGGGAACAGCGCACCCAACAGUCCCAUGGCCAUGCUCAACAUCGGCUCCAGCCACGAGAAUGAGAUGGAUGAGGUUAUUGAUGACAUCAUCAGCCUGCAGUCCAGUUAUGAUGACAUCCAGGCUUAUAUUGACCCUGUGGUCCAGAUGCCAAACACACUUCCACUGUCCAGCAGCCAUUUGGAUGUGUACACGGGGCCAGGUAUGUCCGGAUCAGCUAUCGCCAUGACCAGCAACUCCUGUCCUGCCAACCUAGCCAUCAAGAGAGAACUGUCAGAUGCUGAAGCUCGUGCAAUGGCUAAAGAGAGGCAGAAGAAAGACAAUCACAACCUGAUUGAAAGGAGGAGGCGGUUUAACAUCAAUGAUCGAAUUAAGGAGCUGGGCACCAUGAUCCCUAAAACCAAUGACCUGGAUGUGCGCUGGAAUAAAGGCACUAUUCUGAGGGCCUCUGUGGAGUAUAUUAAACGCAUGCAGAAGGACAUCCAGAGAACCAGAGAGGUGGAGAACAACUUCAGGAGAAUGGAGAUGGCCAACAAACAGCUGUGGCUCCGCAUUCAGGAGCUUGAGAGGCAGGCCCGGAUGCAUGGCCUCCCCAGCACCUCUCCAUCCGGUCUGAACAACACUGAGAUUCUCAACCCCUUCAUCAAGCAGGAGAACAGUCCUGAGGAGAACCACCUCUUGCACCAGCCCCAUCUCCCUCCUCACUACCCCCAGCAUCAACAGCACCAGGGUCAGCCGCAGCCACGGCCCCACGCUCAGCUCCACCAGCACCAACACCAGCACCUUCACCCCCAGCCCCCGCUGCAGUACCCGGCCGUGGGCAGCUCCCAGCACUUUGACUAUGCCCAGUCGCUGGACUUGUGCGACGGCGGCAUCCCAGGAUAUCAGGAUAGCAUGGGGGGCAUUGGGGACCUCAGCUCGUUGGGCGGAGGUGUCGCGCCAAUGGGAAAGAAGAGCGAGCUGGGCUUCUUGCUGAUGGAAGAGGCCCUGUCGCCGCUGGGAGGAGACCCGCUACUGUCCGCCAUGUCCCCUGAGGCUUCUGUGGACAGCAGCCGCCGUAGCAGCUUCAGCAUUGAGGACUCAGACAUACUGUGACCUGGACAGCCUUAGAUGUCGCUGCACAAUGCGCAUAUGAUGCGACAUGUAUUCACAUACACAGAUGUUGCAUUUAGUCUGGCACACUGUUAAUAGGGAAAGGUACGAUAUUGAUGCACCCUGCCAUCCUGAAAUGAAAGUUUAGCUACUUUUUUUAUCCUUUAAGAAUGAUAUGCAAUACAAGAAACAUGGUUUUAGUGCAACAGUUUUUGUCACGGAAAUGAAAAUAUGCAUAUAUUGAUAAAUGCAAUAUAGACUAAGUGAACAAACAGAACUGAGAUGCUUGAAUUCUGUCACAGAGAAUUAGCCUAUAUUGGAUGUUUUGUACAAAAAUAUGUCCUUAGACACAUACAGAUUGCCAUAAAGGGAUACACUGUAAAAAAUAAAAAACACAAUUUGUUGAAUCAGCUUAAAAUAAUUUGUUACCCCGCUGCCUUAAAAUUUUAAGUUCAGUCAACUAAAAUAAGUUUAGUCAACUUGAAAUGUUAAGUUGUACUAAGUAACAACUUAGAUAUUUGUGUUUGCUAAACUUAACAGAUAGGUAAGUAACCCAGCUGCCUUAAAAUUUUAAGUUGAUUCAACUCAAAUAUCUAAGUUGUCACUUAGUAUAAUUUAACAUUUCAAGUUGAAUAAACUUUUUUGGAGUUGACUGAACUUAAAAUUUUAAGGCAGUCAGGUUACAAAUUAUUUUAAGUUGACUCUACAAAUUUGUUUUUACAGUGUAGUUAAUCCAAAUAUGAUAAUUUUGUCAGUUUUCUCACCUCGUGUUUUUGUUUAACACAAACAGUUGGUAACCAGACAGUUCCUUGUAGCCACUGACUUCAAUAGUAUUGAAAAAAAAAAUACUAUACGUCAGCGGCUACUGGUAACUGUUUGGUUACCAAACUUCUUUAGUUUAGAACAACAUGAGGGUGAAUAAAUGAUGACAAACUUUCCAUUUUGGGUGAACUCUAUCCUUUCAAAGGUUGUGAAAAAUGUUGAGUCAGCUUUUACACUCAGAUAACCACUUUUACAGUCCAAACCACACUCUCACAUUCUCUCUCUGUAGAAUUAUAUUUUUCUGCUUUAACAUAUGUCAGCCAUUUCCCCAUGUGAGACUGUCACACUCACUUAAUGUCCUCUAAAUCCAGACAUUAAUGAUUAUUGGAGAAUUUGAAAUACACCGCCACAUCUGAGCUCUUAAACACAACGCCUGCUGUAUCAGAGCAAUAUGCAAAGGCAGCUUAUCAAUAUCAAUAAUGUCUUUCGAAAGCUUAUCAAUAAGUAGGAAGGAAAGGGUUCCCACAGCCAUGGAAAACCUGGAAAGAAAACCUAUAAUUUAGUCAGCUGUGAGUGAAUCAUUCUUUUGAUUUGGUUCAUUAAAAUGAAUCAGCCAAAUAGAUUCACAAAACAGUCCUUAAAGGUCCUUGUCUACUAACAACAACAGAUCCAAAAAAAAUUACAGGAAAAAACAUCAGUAUGCUUAGACUAGUUCAUACUCAGGUGUGACUCUCCACAAACAAGCAGAGAUAUCUAUCAAAAGAAACCUGCCAUAUCACCCUAGCAUUAGCGUUACACAUGCUUUUUUAUGUAGCUGCUGUUCUGUUUAUAUAACAGGCCAGACCAGGUGCUCGUGUGAGAGACAGUAUGUUCAGCAGACGGAACAGCAGAAUGCAGUAUAAAUUAACUUGUUAUUUGCCACACACUCCUAAUGAGGUGCCUUAAAGCCAAGGCCAGAUUCUUCAAGAAGCACACUCUCAAAUGCUCGUGUUGGUACUCAGUAAAAUAAAGCUGACAGCUGUGAGCCUUGUUUGCCAAACUGAAGUUCAUACAGCCCAAGGUGCCUUUCAGGAAAUCUGGAUCAACAUGAAAUUUGAUCCAGCUUUUGAGCUGUACAGUGAAAGAAGUUGAAUAUGUAGAAAAUAUACAUGUAUUAUUAUAGGUUCUCUCUUUUUUUCUCUCUCUUCCCAAAGCACUGGAAAAAAAAAACUGUUUUAAUUUUAUUGAUAUUAUAAAGAUUUUAUGAAGAGAGUUUAAUUUCAAAUGUUUAUGCCACUAAGCCACUUAAAUGUACUUUAUCUGUUUUCAUUGUAUUAUUUUUGUUUCUAAAACCUAGUUUUAUUAUAUCACUGCCGAGCCAUAGAAAUAUACAGAUAUUUCUGCCAUUCUAUUAUAUAAAUGGCAAGUGCAGAGCCAUAUAUUUUUCUUUUCAAUUUUUUUUGUACAAAAUCGUUAAAACACAUUAGGCUUUGAAAUUAAAAGAACAUAUGUAAUGUUGUUUUUAUAUUGAUUUUAUUCCUUUUUUAAGAAAAAGACAUUUGAGGAAAAGUGAUACUGUUGAGUAAUGAUUCAUUGUUUUCAUUCAAUUUUAAUUAAACCGUUGAGAAUGUGAAUUUUACAUAUUGUACAGUUAAAUCAAGGUGGCUUGUAAAACUGCCUGUGUUGAACAUGAGCUUUAAUAGAACCUAAGCGCCGUAUGAUGCACCUCCAGUGUCUUAUUACCCUAACCACCUCUCCCUGUUUUACUGCUUUAUUGUUUUAAAGGUACGGUUCAUAGGUGCUAAAAUGGCAUCGUUUAAACCUCAUGAAUUAGUUUUGAAAAUACAGGAGAGACACCACAGGUGUAUUUUAUGCUUUAUUAUUAUUAUUAUUAUUAUUAUCGCAGGUGUAUGACUAACUGCCUGGAUGUUGCACAGAAUUCAGCCAAGUUAAAACAACCCGACAGCUCUUGUUGAGACUUGGGUACUCUAUGCAAAUCUUUGACUUGGUUAGCUAGAACAGGCAUAGCGUAGCAAAUAAGCAAGGGCAUUUUAGAUAGCAUUAUGGGAAGGGGCUUCUACUUUUGCUUGUGUGACAUUUUUUUUUGGUUUUUAGCCAUGCACCAGGAAUGAGAAGGUUUGCCAUUUAAGAAUGAAGAUAAAUCACUUGAAGUAAAGAGUAUGCUUUGGUAAAAUAUCUUGAUGAUUAAGGAAAAAAAAAAAAAAACACAUUUUGGCAGUUCAUUUUACAGCAUGCUGAAAGACAA
Molecule: messenger RNA, 4812 nt
Organism: Labeo rohita (rohu)
Lineage: Eukaryota; Metazoa; Chordata; Actinopteri; Cypriniformes; Cyprinidae
Gene: tfeb
Product: transcription factor EB
Biological process (GO): humoral immune response; regulation of transcription by RNA polymerase II; positive regulation of DNA-templated transcription
Cellular component (GO): nucleus
Molecular function (GO): DNA-binding transcription factor activity, RNA polymerase II-specific; RNA polymerase II cis-regulatory region sequence-specific DNA binding; protein dimerization activity
Source: RefSeq, a predicted model, not a curated record